AUGUCUGCCACUAAGGAAUUCACCCUCCAGGAGGUUGCCUCCCACAACACCAAGAAGGACCUGUACAUGGUUAUCCACGACAAGGUCUACGACUGCACCAGCUUCGUCGAUGAGCACCCCGGUGGUGAGGAAGUCCUUCUGGAUGUCGGCGGCCAGGACGGCUCCGAGGCCUUCGAGGACGUCGGCCACUCCGACGAGGCCCGUGAGAUCCUCGACGGUCUCCUCGUCGGCAACGUGAAGCGCAUGCCCGGUGACCCCGCCCCCAAGGCCCACGCCGCCACCAGCUCUUCUUCCGCCUCCUCUUCCUCUUCCUCCGGCAGCUUCGGUGUCGGUCUCUACGCCGUCAUCCUCAUCGGUGGUGCCAUCGCCUACGGUGCCUACAACUACCUCCAGGCCCAGCAGCAGGCCCAGUAA
Molecule: messenger RNA, 414 nt
Organism: Penicillium cataractarum
Lineage: Eukaryota; Fungi; Ascomycota; Eurotiomycetes; Eurotiales; Aspergillaceae
Product: cytochrome b5-like heme/steroid binding domain-containing protein
Exons: 3
Coding region: 1-414 (137 amino acids)
Biological process (GO): sterol biosynthetic process
Cellular component (GO): endoplasmic reticulum membrane; intracellular membrane-bounded organelle
Molecular function (GO): heme binding
Source: RefSeq, a predicted model, not a curated record